Harpegnathos saltator (Jerdon's jumping ant) is the source of this 1074-nucleotide messenger RNA. RefSeq lists its product as uncharacterized. The transcript is spliced from 4 exons. The record is from RefSeq and is a predicted model, not a curated record. NCBI's taxonomy places the organism in Eukaryota, Metazoa, Arthropoda, Insecta, Hymenoptera, Formicidae. The coding region runs from base 207 to 884 and encodes 225 amino acids.
AACACAAACCUAGCCUAAUCUAAUGUCAAUUCGUAAUGACAUCAACCGCAUGGUGAUGUGCGUUAGGUUAGUUGCACGUGAACCGCAUGGCACAUUUUAAAUCAGAUCAUUUCGUAAGAUAUUUAUUUCGGUAAAUUGUAUAAUAUGAUUGAUUACAUGUGCUAAAACAUACUAAAAAACGUCAAUAAUUUGUUAUUUACGAUAAUAUGGAUGCCGAGAAUACGACGAAAACAGAACUUAGACAACCGAGGAAACGAAAAGGAGAAAAGUCAAAGACUAAUGAUGCUGAUACUAUAAACAACCAUUAUAAAAAAAAUAAGACCUUUCAGGAAAGUAUUAUACAAGAGAAACAAACAGGACGAAAGAAAAUAAAAUUUAUUACAGAAGAAAUUGGAAAUUCAGGGAGAUCAUUGGAGAAAGUCAAUGAUACUACUAUCGAUGAAGAUAUUCUGAAGGAAGACAUUGAUGAGAAUACAAAAGCUUCGAGAAAACCAUCUAAAAGGCAACUGAAAAGAGAAAAAGCUCUACAAAGAGAAGCUCAAAAGAGACAUGCCAGUAGAAUAUAUGCUAUGCAGAGAGCAUUAAGUUAUGUGUCUAAGUGGAAACAUUCCAGAAGUGAAUGGAAAUUUGAGAAAAUUAGGCAGAUUUGGCUAAUAGAUAAUUUAUUGGAUGAAAAUUCUAUACCUGAUACAAUUUUCCCUAUUGUUUUGGAAUACUUCGAAGGUUGCAAAGGCAUGGCGCGGGAAGUGCUAUUAAGAAAGGGAAUGGACGUUAUAAGGAAAGUAGAAGAGGACGAGAAUGAAGAAAGCAGAAAUGAAAUUAUGGAAUCGAUCGCUUAUAAAAGAGCAAGGCAGCUUUUACAAGCUUUACCAACUGACAGAUAGUUUUUAAUUAAAAAAAAAUUUUCGUUAGUAAUAAAGCGUUGAAAAAUAGACCUUAAAAUUUCUCAUGUGUCAAUUCUGAGUGAUAGUAUAUGACAAAAUUUCAUUAUUUCAAACUGCAAUAUGAGGAAAAACUAUAAUGUUUGAUCUGGAGUGGAAAGUUGAAUAGAAUUAUAUAUAUUAAAAGCAAGAA